This is a messenger RNA of Camellia sinensis, 4727 nucleotides long. It is a transcript of the gene EDM2, whose product is annotated as ENHANCED DOWNY MILDEW 2. Lineage: Eukaryota; Viridiplantae; Streptophyta; Magnoliopsida; Ericales; Theaceae. The record is from RefSeq and is a predicted model, not a curated record.
CAAACAACUAGGACGAGUACACAGCGACUUGACGACACAACGACUGUAAUAUACAAAAUCAUCAUCAUCAUCCCGAUUUGGCAAAUCGCUACACAUAACCGUAGGAUCGUUUGAGGAUUUUGCGAAUCCAUUUUGAUCGAUUUCGUUUCGUAUAUAUAUAUAUACAUAGGCUCGCUUGCUUUCGACAUUCCUGUUGAUUUACACUCUCUUCUCUAACUACGUCGCGAACCCAAGGAAUCUGUGCCUGAUUCAGAAACUAGGGUUUACGCUAUCUUGGCGCUUCUAUCCAGUGGUUUCCAAUCCGUUACUGAACUGAGCAAUCAAUAAGAAAAGGUUGUCAAGUAGUAGUCACUGUGUAAUUGGGAGAAGAGAAUGGCAUCUUCAGACGAUGAGGAUGAGACUGUGCCACAUACUGUCUCAAACUACGAUUUUGUUGUUGACAAGGACGAGCCUAUUGCAUUUUCAGAGUUACCAGUUCAAUGGAAUGAGAGUGAGGGACUGGAUGGCAAGAGUAAACAGAUAUUCUUGCACGGGACUGCUGACAAUGGCCUUCAGAAAAUAUACAAGCAGGUCACAGCAUGGAAGUUUGAUCUUUCAGAUGUGAAGCCAGAGAUCGCGGUGCUGUCUAAGGAAAACAACUGGAUCUACCUUCAAAGGCCUAGAAAGAGUUUUGAGGAGACCAUUAGGACAAUCUUGAUCACUGUGCACUGCCUACAUUUUGUGAAGAAGAAUCCUGAAACCUCUGGGAGAUCUUUGUGGGAUUACUUGUCUAAAGUUUUCAGCUUGUACGAGGUCAGACCUUCUGAGAAUGAUCUGAUAGAUCACACAACUUUAAUCAGUGAAGCUGUUAAAAGGGAUGAAACAUUGGCAAAAUCCAAGUUUUUAGUUACAUUUCUCGAGGCGAAGCCCCGGAAGAAGAAAGUUUUUGAUGAGGAUAUUUUAACUACUGCAAAGGCUGGGUUUAUUGUUGAUGAUGAUAUGAUAGAUGAAUUUGAAGAAGAUGAUGGGUCUGAUGAAGAAGAAGACCUAUUUGAUUCUGUUUGUUCAAUUUGUGAUAAUGGUGGAGACCUUUUGUGUUGUGAAGGAAGGUGCAUGAGGUCAUUUCAUGCUACGGUGGAGGCUGGUUCUGAAUCCGCGUGUGAAUCUCUCGGCCUUUCUGACGAACAAGUUGAAGCAAUACAGAAUUUUUUCUGUAAAAAUUGUCAAUACAAGAAACAUCAGUGCUUCGCUUGUGGGGAGUUAGGCUCUUCUGAUAAAUUGUCUGGUGCAGAGGUCUUUCCCUGUGUUUCUGCAACAUGUGGCCGUUUUUACCAUCCACAUUGUGUUGCAAAACUGCUCCAUCAUGGGAGUGCUGCUGAGGCAGAAGAGCUUCAGAAGAAGAUUGCUGCUGGGGAAUCUUUCACCUGUCCUAUUCAUAAAUGCUCUGUCUGCAAACUGGGUGAAAAUAAGAUGGAUCCUGCUUUGCAAUUUGCUGUAUGCAGGCGCUGUCCCAAGUCAUUCCACAAAAAAUGCUUGCCUACGAAGAUUGCUUUUGAAGAUGAUGAGGAUCAGGGCAUCGUACAAAGGGCUUGGGAAGGUCUUAUUCCAAACCGUAUUUUGAUAUAUUGCUUAGAACAUCUGAUUGAUGAUGAACUUUGUACUCCGGAUAGAAACCACAUAAAGUUUCCAGAUGAUGGACAACAAAAGAAAAAACAAGCAUCACAACAACUGUCAAGCAAAGUUAAAGUUCUGCAGAAGGAGAGAAAUCUGGCUUCACAAGAUGCUCCCAGAAAGAGAACUCAUGAGAAAGUGCAGAAAGGGGUUGAUUUGUCUUCAAAUAUCAAAGAGGGCAAUUCUUCUGAAAAAAGGGUGAGAUUAUCGACUGGUCUUGAUACUUCAAAGAAACAAAAAGUGGCAGAUACAUCCAGAAGGCCUUUGAACAACACUGCUGCAACAAAAGUCGGGAAGUCUACCACCGAUGCGAAUAGGGCUUCCUUGGGAGAGAGGUUGUAUGCCUUGAUCAACAAGGAUUCUAGGAACGAGGACACAUCUGAUAGUGAACAUAAGCAAACCCUGCCUGACAAGCCUGUUGCAAAGGAAAUGAGCAGUUCAGUGCCUUUAGAUGAUGAUAGAAAACGGAGAAUAUUGGCGUUAAUGAAAGAUGCUACAUCUUCAAUAACACUGGAAGAGAUAACAAAAAAGCACAAAGUGCCAGUAACCCAUGCCUACUCAUCAAAAAAUGUGGUGGAUAAGGCCAUUACUUUGGGAAAGGUGGAGGGUUCUGUUGAGGCUCUUCGUGCAGCUUUACAGAAGCUAGAACAAGGUUGCAGCAUUGAAGACGCAACGGCUGUGUUUCAACCUGUUCUUCUGCACCAGAUGGUUAGGUGGAAGAACAAGCUAAAAGUGUACCUUGCACCAUUUCUCUAUGGCAUGCGCUAUACAUCUUUUGGACGCCAUUUUACUAAAGUGGACAAGCUAAAAGAGAUUGUUGAUGUUCUUCAUUCUUAUGUACAAAAUGGUGAUAUGAUAGUUGACUUCUGUUGCGGAGCUAAUGAUUUCAGUUGUCUCAUGAAGAAGAAGCUUGAUGAGACAGGAAAGAAGAAGUGCUCAUACAAAAACUAUGAUAUUUUACAACCAAAGAAUGACUUUAACUUUGAGGAGAGGGAUUGGAUGAGUGUCAAACUGAAAGAAUUGCCACCAGGGUCACAAUUGAUCAUGGGGCUAAAUCCCCCUUUUGGAGUAAAUGCUGCCCUUGCAAAUAAGUUCAUUGAUAAGGCUCUCGAGUUUAAGCCAAAGCUCCUUAUCCUAAUUGUUCCUAAAGAGACAGAGAGGUUGGAUAAAAAGGGUUAUGAUCUGAUCUGGGAGAAUAAUGAGUUGCUUGCUGGCAAGUCAUUUUAUUUACCUGGUUCUGUUGACAUAAAUGACAACCAAUUAGAGGAUUGGAAUGUGAGUACACCACCGCUCUACCUUUGGAGUCACCCCGAUUGGACCGCUAAACACAAGGCAAUUGCUCAACGGCAGGGACACUUGGCCAGGGAACAAAAACAGUCCCAUUUAGAAGUUCAUGACAAACCACUGGUCCCUGAUCAUCCAAUGAAGGAUCAUGAACCUAAUGGCCAAACUUCGGUGGCAUUGGAUGAUCAUCCUGUUCAAAAUGAAGUGCAUGAACAGCUCCAAGAAAGACAAGCAAGUGUGUCUGAAAGUCAUAAAGAAGGCCUCCCUCGUGGUAAUGGUGGUAGAGAAGUACAUGAACAGAUCCAAGAAAGACGAGCAAGUGUGUCUGAAAGUCAUAAAGAAGGCCCCCCUCGUGGUAAUGGUGGUAGAGAAGUACAUGAACAGAUCCAAGAAAGACGAGCAAGUGUGUCUGAAAGUCAUAAAGAAGGCCCCCCUCGUGGUAAUGGUGGUAGAGAAGUACAUGAACAGAUCCAAGAAAGACGAGCAAGUGUGUCUGAAAGUCAUAAAGAAGGCCCCCCUCGUGGUAAUGGUGGUAGAGAAGUACAUGAACAGAUCCAAGAAAGACGAGCAAGUGUGUCUGAAAGUCAUAAAGAAGGCCCCCCUCGUGGUAAUGGUGGUAGAGAAGUACAUGAACAGAUCCAAGAAAGACGAGCAAGUGUGUCUGAAAGUCAUAAAGAAGGCCCCCCUCGUGGUAAUGGUGGUAGAGAAGUACAUGAACAGAUCCAAGAAAGACGAGCAAGUGUGUCUGAAAGUCAUAAAGAAGGCCCCCCUCGUGGUAAUGGUGGUAGAGAAGUACAUGAACAGAUCCAAGAAAGACGAGCAAGUGUGUCUGAAAGUCAUAAAGAAGGCCCCCCUCGUGGUAAUGGUGGUAGAGAAGUACAUGAACAGAUCCAAGAAAGACGAGCAAGUGUGUCUGAAAGUCAUAAAGAAGGCCCCCCUCGUGGUAAUGGUGGUAGAGAAGUACAUGAACAGAUCCAAGAAAGACGAGCAAGUGUGUCUGAAAGUCAUAAAGAAGGCCCCCCUCGUGGUAAUGGUGGUAGAGAAGUACAUGAACAGAUCCAAGAAAGACGAGCAAGUGUGUCUGAAAGUCAUAAAGAAGGCCCCCCUCGUGGUAAUGGUGGUAGAGAAGUACAUGAACAGAUCCAAGAAAGACGAGCAAGUGUGUCUGAAAGUCAUAAAGAAGACCUCCCUCGUGGUAAUGGUGGCAGAGAAGUCCACGAGAAUCGUAACCAUGGGCAAAAUCGAUUUAAUCGGGAUUCAAAGAAGAAGAAGAAGAAGCAUGGUGGUAAAAAGAACGGGAAAGGAUUUGGCCAGACACCACAGAAAACCAAAGAGAGAGGACGAAGUUCUCCUGCAAGCAAGAUGUAUGACAGAGUACCCCGAUGUUCCCCACCCAAUUCAUCCAGACCUCUAGAGGUUCUCAAGGAAGGUGAUCGACAUUUUGAUCAGAGUGUAGAUGGGUCACGAUCACACUAUCGAACAGGAUAUGAGGGGUCUCCUGCUGACGACAUUGCAAGACGAUAUGGAUUGAACAGCGAGGGGCCUUAUUCAGGUCCUGGACCUGAUUAUGGGGUCCGAAACCCAGAGGGACAGUUUGGAGGCUACCAGAGGGAGAGCACAGAGAGCCGUGUUUAUAGACCUUAUGUCAGUGGGAUAGAAGAUACCUAUGCAAGAGAGUCAGCAAUGAGAUCACAGGCUGGACUCUAUGGGCAACAAGGUCCCAAUACGUUUGGUCAAAGAAGCGGCUUUUUGGCAGGUCAGGAUCCUGGGUUUUCUUCUUACAGCUAUCUGGG